This is a messenger RNA of Callorhinchus milii (elephant shark), 875 nucleotides long. It is a transcript of the gene chtf8, whose product is annotated as CTF8, chromosome transmission fidelity factor 8 homolog (S. cerevisiae). The transcript is spliced from 3 exons. Bases 343 to 729 code for a protein of 128 amino acids. The record is from RefSeq and is a predicted model, not a curated record. Gene Ontology annotation, cellular component: Ctf18 RFC-like complex. Lineage: Eukaryota; Metazoa; Chordata; Chondrichthyes; Chimaeriformes; Callorhinchidae. Gene Ontology annotation, biological process: mitotic sister chromatid cohesion.
CUGGGGCGCUGUGUGUCUAACUCGGGACGGGACACAAUGUGUGCGCGGCCGCCAUGCGCUGACCUGUGAACCGGAAGCUGAUGUAAAGGUGCGCGCGCAAGCCGACUCGCUGGCGGGAAAAUUGUUAUAGGUAGUGAGACACACACAGUGACAUACAGUGUCACACACAGUCACACACACAUACAGUGUCACACACAGUUACACACAUAGUGACUGUCACGCAUUGUCACACACAGGUACAGAGAGUAAGUGUUAAGGGGGAGGAAGUGUAUUAAGUAUUCCCCAGAGCCCCGAUAGUGGUUUAAUACUGCAGAUUAAAGCGCAGCUGCACUGUUCAGGGGUAUGGUGCAGAUUGUGAUAUCAAGAAGAGACGAUGGGGUUGUGGCAGAGUGGCUCCUGAUGGAACUCCAAGGAGAGAUAGAAUCUCGGCACCACAUUGGACUGGCUGGCAACCUCAUGGGGGAUCUGCACUACACAAGAGAGGGAGUUCCAAUCCUGAUAAUCGGCCACCACAUCCUGUACGGUAAAGUCAGCCAUCUAGAGAGACCAUUUGCCGUGCUGGUCAAACAUUCAACCUCAAAAGAAACAUCUGAAAGCCGCCUGCAGGCUGAGAUCCCGGGAGAUGGAAAUUCUGUGACUAAUUAUCUGGUCACUGCUCUUAUCAAGAAAAAGAUAAUUUUCAAAACUCGACCAAAACCCAUCAUUACCAAUGUGCCCAAGAAGUUGUGAGUGUAUGAAGCUAGGUACAGUUUGUGUCAGACAUCUCCGGCUAAAUGUGAAUUUCAAAACUGCUCGUUUCAUGCUAAGUGAUUCCUGGACAGAUUUACCAGUGGCUGGAACAUCAACAAUAAAAGAACAAUAAAACUUUUCGCUAA